UGUCCAAUGUUUCGUCCGUGGUGAGCACUUCAAUAUCCUGAAGGUAGCCAUGGCGUGCAGGUCUUUGUGUGCGGCCUUGAUAUUCUUCGCGGUCGCGUGCGCCAGCUGCUGUCAUGCACAGACCACAAAGCAUACGUUCUACACGUUUUGCUUCUGGGACGCCUUCGCACGGUGGCGGCCAGCGCCACACAGCUUCAACGUCAGCGACAUUCCCGCCGAGUUGUGCGAUGCAGUGAUCUAUUCCCACGUGACCAUCGACAACAACACCGGCUCGGUAAAGCUCACAGAGAAAGAACUGCAGCUAGACCCAGAGGCCAAGGCUUACUCAAAAUCUGGGAUGUACAAUCCCAUAUGGAUGCUACCCCCACAUCGUAAGUGA
Molecule: messenger RNA, 379 nt
Organism: Rhipicephalus microplus (southern cattle tick)
Lineage: Eukaryota; Metazoa; Arthropoda; Arachnida; Ixodida; Ixodidae
Biological process (GO): chitin catabolic process; carbohydrate metabolic process
Cellular component (GO): extracellular region
Molecular function (GO): chitin binding; chitinase activity
Source: RefSeq, a predicted model, not a curated record